Amaranthus tricolor (Joseph's coat) is the source of this 1973-nucleotide messenger RNA. RefSeq names its product metal tolerance protein C4. Lineage: Eukaryota; Viridiplantae; Streptophyta; Magnoliopsida; Caryophyllales; Amaranthaceae. Gene Ontology annotation, molecular function: monoatomic cation transmembrane transporter activity. The record is from RefSeq and is a predicted model, not a curated record. Gene Ontology annotation, biological process: zinc ion transport; transmembrane transport. Bases 248 to 1603 code for a protein of 451 amino acids. Gene Ontology annotation, cellular component: membrane. The transcript is spliced from 13 exons.
AACAUUUUGCUAUCAACAACAUAUCACAACCCAAAUUUCGAUUUCCUUACUAAUAGACAGUAUAGUGAGUUAGUGACAUUUGCCGCCGACGAAUACUUGUUAUAUCCGGCAUCACCUUCUUCCUCCUCCUCCCUUCCUGAGAUUCUCUUCAUCUCAAGAAAAUGGAGUAUCAACGCCAUUACUAGUCACUGCUUACUGUUCACUGUUCACUGCUCACUGCUCACUGCUCACUGCUCACUCUACAAUUAUGCUCAGCCGAAUGCGACCAUGUCGCUUUUCAUCGCUCCUCUCUCGCCGUCAACCUCAUCCUCAACCUCAAUUUGUCUCCCAUGUUGUUCUUUGUUCCGAUGAUUCUAACUCUUCUUCUACUCCUUCUAAAUCUGUUGUUGAACAAGGGUUUUCCAGAACUACUUCUAACACUAUUUCUACCACAUUUUUGAAAGGGUUAUUAGUUUUGAAAUCCGACGAUAAGGGUUCUUCUCAUUUUAACCAUUAUCAUCAUCUUUCUUUUCGUCGCCAUUUUUUAACUCGAACUAAGGAACUUAAACCCAUUGAAGUUAAUGAUCAACACAGUCAAAGAGCUGUCACAACAGCAUUAUGGUGCAAUUUUCUUGUAUUUUCACUCAAAUUUGGGGUUUGGUUGACGACCUCUAGCCAUGUUAUGUUGGCUGAAGUUAUACAUUCUGUUGCAGAUUUUGCCAAUCAGGCGCUUCUUGCAUAUGGUUUGAGUAGUUCAAGGCGUGGACCAGAUGCUAUUCAUCCCUAUGGCUACUCGAAGGAAAGAUUUGUUUGGUCUUUGAUAUCCGCUGUUGGAAUAUUCUGCCUAGGUUCAGGUGCUACUAUAGUUCAUGGAUUUCAACACUUGUGGGACUCACAGCCCCCAGAACACAUGCAAUAUGCUGCCUUUGUGAUUGGUGGUUCCUUUCUUAUUGAAGGUGCUUCUCUAGUUGUUGCAAUACAUGCUGUAAGAAAAGGUGCUGCUGCAGAGGGAAUGAAGCUUAGAGACUACAUUUGGCGUGGACAUGAUCCAACUGCUGUUGCUGUUAUGACUGAGGAUGGUGCUGCAGUUACUGGCCUAGCUAUUGCUGCUGCAUCAUUGAUGGCUGUCAAGGCCACUGGGAACCCAAUUUAUGACCCUAUUGGCUCAAUUAUUGUUGGGAACCUGCUUGGAAUGGUUGCCAUAUUCUUGAUCCAACGAAAUCGUCAUGCUUUGAUUGGAAGCGCUAUUGAUGAUCAAGAUAUGCAAAAGAUUUUGGAGUUUCUGAAAAAUGAUCCGGUUGUAGAUGCAGUGUAUGACUGCAAAAGUGAGGUGAUUGGACCGGGUUUUUUCAGAUUUAAGGCAGAAAUUGAUUUCAAUGGUGUUGUGCUUGUCCAAAACUAUAUUAAUCGUGCUGGGCGUGAAGCUUGGGCUAAACAGUUUCGGGAUGCUACGAAAGGUGAAGAUGAUACUGAAGUGCUCAAGGUUAUGUCAAACUACGGUGAGGAAAUUGUAACAGCUCUUGGAAGUGAAGUAGAUAGGCUUGAGACGGAGAUUCGGAAACUAGUUCCUGGGAUACGACAUGUUGACAUUGAAGUUUACAACCCAAACGUCCCUUCAUCUUGAUAUAUUUGUUUCGCUCAUUCAUACUUGCUAUAAGCUCUAGCCAUUUUGCUAUGUAAUUACCGAAAAAAUUGCUUAAUUUGAGAACUUGUGUACAUAACGCACGGGAUUUAUGUAUAUCACUUUUUGCUAGCAAUUGACUCGAACUUGUAUCCCAUGAUUAUUAGUAUUGGUUGUGAAUUCGAUUGAUAAGAACUAGGUAAUAGUGUGAUACAAACUCAAUUCUGCGGCUCUCUUGUUCGGUGCAAUGCUAACUGCGUUGGAGAACUAUGUAAUGACUCGUAGAGAAUUUUUACGUCUUUUCAAGAGAAAUCUGAGCUAAUUAUACUGACGUUUUUGGAAAUGCUUAGAUUUGUCGUUUGUUCUCUUCGUA